Molecule: messenger RNA, 255 nt
Organism: Cotesia congregata
Lineage: Eukaryota; Metazoa; Arthropoda; Insecta; Hymenoptera; Braconidae
Source: the annotation of a GenBank genome assembly
AUGGGUGGUCUUGUAUUACAUUACGGCAUGUGGAGGGUCAACGGUGAUCUUGCUGUAUCCCGAGCAAUAGGUGAUCCUAAAUAUAAACCAUAUGUUACUAGUGAACCGGAAAUGUAUUCUGGAGAUCUAGAUGGAACUGAAGAUUUUCUCAUUAUUGCUUGUGAUGGUCUUUGGGAUUACGUUAAUGAAGUAACAGCUGCCAAGCUUGUGUAUGAACAAAUUUCUCGAGAUUGUCAAAAAUUUGCGUCAACGUAG